AUGCCACCCAACCACCAUCACGACGCGCUCCUCUGGAUGGCGCCGCUGCUGAGCGGCGGUGGCUACUCCUCCGAGAGCCUCGGCUUUGCGCUCGGCCUGCACAACCUCACCCGGCUCGAUGGCGGCCUGAUGGCGGGUGUCCGCCAGUUUGGCGAGCCGCAGGAUGAGAGCUUCGUGGAGGGCCUGCCAAAGGCUCUGAUCCCGCCGCUCCGCCACCUCUUUGGCGCGGGUGCCUCGCAGGACGCGGCGUCGGGCGUGGUCGUUUGCCACUCCACUCCCGAUGCGUGGGUGCCGUCCAAGUUCGAGGGCUGGGACGAGCUCGAGCCCUGCCCGCCCCCGACCGCCGCCGUGUCGGUCGGUCGGACAAUGUUUGAGACCGACUCUGUCCCGAGGGAGUGGGUCGAGCGGUGCAGCCGGAUGGACGAGGUCUGGGUGCCGACACACUUCCACGCCGAGGCGUUUGCGGCGGCGG
This is a messenger RNA of Emiliania huxleyi CCMP1516, 472 nucleotides long. RefSeq lists its product as hypothetical. The record is from RefSeq and is a predicted model, not a curated record. The transcript has 3 exons. NCBI's taxonomy places the organism in Eukaryota, Haptophyta, Isochrysidales, Noelaerhabdaceae. The annotation marks the transcript as partial.